Mustela erminea (ermine) is the source of this 297-nucleotide messenger RNA. RefSeq names its product protein UXT-like. NCBI's taxonomy places the organism in Eukaryota, Metazoa, Chordata, Mammalia, Carnivora, Mustelidae. Gene Ontology annotation, molecular function: transcription corepressor activity. Bases 1 to 297 code for a protein of 98 amino acids. The record is from RefSeq and is a predicted model, not a curated record. The transcript has a single exon. Gene Ontology annotation, biological process: negative regulation of transcription by RNA polymerase II.
AUGGCGACGUCCCCUAAACGGUGGGCGCUGGAAGCCACGAGGGAGAAAGUGCUGCGCUACGAGGCCUUCAUCUGUGACGUGCUACAGCAGGACCUGCGAAAAGUGCUGGACCAUCGCGACAAGGUAUAUGAGCAGCUGGCCAAAUACCUCCAACUGAGAAAUGUCAUUGAGCAACUUCAGGAAGCUAAGCCCUCAGAGUUAUAUAUGCAGGUGGAUUUGGGCUGUAACUUCUUCUUUGACACAGUUGUCUCAGUCACUUCACGAAUCUAUGUGGCCCUUGGAUUUCCAGCAAAAUAA